This is a messenger RNA of Orbicella faveolata, 2356 nucleotides long. RefSeq names its product organic cation transporter protein-like. Gene Ontology annotation, molecular function: transmembrane transporter activity. Lineage: Eukaryota; Metazoa; Cnidaria; Anthozoa; Scleractinia; Merulinidae. The record is from RefSeq and is a predicted model, not a curated record. Gene Ontology annotation, biological process: transmembrane transport. Gene Ontology annotation, cellular component: membrane.
GCUCCUGGGAAUAUAAAAAACAUUUGUCCAGAUUUCAGCUGUACGCACGGGCGCACUUGCGUGUAUGGUCGCUACGCCCCUGAUUUGCAUUUAUUUGCAUCCCGAUUGAAUAAGAAUAGCAACUAUUGUUUAAGCCUCUUUGAAAAGACCCUUGAAAAUUGCAUGCUAUUCUCAUUCAAAACAGUUGUGCUGAUAAAAUUCACGUUUUGUCACUUCUGUUGUGAAAUACGUUACUUGGCAAGUUUAAUGCCAAUUCUGGUUUAGUUUAGCAGCAGUCUGGUUUAACAGUCACCCGCGAACAUACAUUAGUCAGCAAUGAAGCUAACCACGGACGAGUUUUUGGAAAAGAUUGGUAGCUUUGGCCGCUACCAAAUCGUCAUCAACAUCUUUUUCAAUUUAUGUUAUGCGUUUUGGUGGGCCAUUCCUGUGAUGAUAUCGAUAUUCAUUGCGUCAGAUCCCGGGUGGAAGUGCAAAAAUAACUCCACGUGUCCUUUUACAGAGACCAUCAGUCUGGGCGACAAACGGUACAAUCACAGAUGUGAUAUUCCCAGAGAGGACUGGGAAUUCAAUGAUGACUUCACAUCAGUUGUCACUGAGUUUGAACUUGUGUGUGAACGUGGUUCUUUGGGAUUCGUUUCCACCUCAGUCAUCUUCGCCGCUUUUUUCAUUGGCAGUCUUAUUGUGAGUUCCGUCUCUGACAAGUUUGGCAGGAAGCGGCCUCUGUUCAUUUGCGGGUUUAUUUGCUGCAUAGUUCAUUUGGUGUCAGCGUUUUCCCCUGCAUUCUGGGUUUUCGCCCUUUUCCGUGCUGUUGUUGGGUUCACGAUAGGUGCGUACAGCAUCCCGUUAUUUGUACUAGUAACAGAGUUAUCUGGCAUACGUUACAGAGGCUUUGCGGGGGGUUUAGUAUGGACUGGCUUCUUUCUCUUCACCAUGGUUUUAGCGGGUGUUGCUUACGCUAUCAGAGAUUGGCGACAGCUCACUAUAGUCACUGGAAUUCCUGGGAUAUUUUUGGCAGCCGGAUUUUUUUUCAUUCCAGAGUCCGUUCGCUGGCUUCUAAAGAAGGGUCGCGUGACCGAGGCGAGGGAAAUUCUUAGCAAGGUAGCCAGGCUGAAUGGCAAAGAAAUGCCCGAUGAAAAGCUGUAUUUAUCCAGUGACGAGCAAAACGAAAGACUUGGUGACUUUCGUGAUUUGUUUAUAUCACCAAGAAUGAUUCACAAGACGCUUGGUUCCUGGCUGAUGUGGUUCGCUGCCUCUUUUAUUAGUUGGGGUAUAGCCUUUAGUGCCCCGUUUGUUGGUGGCAAUAUCUACAUCAACGUGUUGAUUUCCACUGUAGCUGGUUUGCCCGCCUAUCCAAUCAGUGCUGUCUUGACAAUGAGGUUUGGACGGAGAAAAAUACUUGGAGUGUCAUUUUUGUUAGCUGCCGUGGGAGCGAUUGGCACUCUCUUACUGUCAGAUAAAGCCGAAUAUGAUAAAGGUUACAUGGCUGGCAAAAUCUUCAUGUCCAUGGUCGUCGCUAGGUUUAAUAGUGAGAUUGCAUUUUCCCUGGUGUACAUUUACUCUGCAGAGUUGUUUCCAACUACUGUGAGGAAUGUUGGUAUGGGUACAUCAACAGCCUCUGCCCGAGUCAGUGCUUUUGCUUCAGCUUAUGCUCCGCUUUUGCUUGAAAUCCAUCGUUUUCUGCCAUUUGGAAUAAUGGCCGGUCUCGCAUCUGCAGCUGCCAUUGUGUGCAUGACUUUACCAGAGACUCUCAAUAAACCAACCAUGGAAGAUUUGACUCAGGAUAAAAAGAAGCCAAUAGAAGAACAAAAUGGCAACAAAAUUACAAGAGAUGGCAAAGAAGAGGAAGACACUUUAAUGUGACUGAGAGCAAAAAAAUAAGAAGUGUUUUCUCUAUUUGUUUUGUAAUCAACGUUAUACUGCAAAUGGGUCUAUAUUUUAGAGUAAUGGCUCAAUGGCUACUAAAACAGCUGUAAAAGGCAAUUUAGUUUAAGGGUGGUUUUCUACAGUUUUGAAGGAUUAAAAUAAUACAAUUUUUAACUGUUUUGGUUAAAUGUUUUGUUCUUCUUAUAGGAGUUUGCUACAGUUUGUAGCCAUCUUAUACAAAACUCAAAUAAUGCAUGGAAAUGCGCCAACUGAGAAAUAGCCGAAAUGAACAACCGAGUGCUUCAGGGAAACUGGGCACUAGUCAGUGAAAUGAUUAGUUUUCUCAGCAUCAGUCCCUAUGACCCCACGUCAAAAUUCCGGGAAAUAAAAAAUUGCUGUUACGAAAUAUUCGUGCCUAGGAUAUAACUUUGUCGUAAUUUAGGUUUUUAUUAUAAUUGUUUGUAUUUUUAGAUAAAUAAAAUUUUGAUUGUUA